Messenger RNA from Bactrocera oleae (olive fruit fly), 520 nucleotides. NCBI's taxonomy places the organism in Eukaryota, Metazoa, Arthropoda, Insecta, Diptera, Tephritidae. The record is from RefSeq and is a predicted model, not a curated record.
AUAUGGAAGAAAAAAAGAAGGCGAUUGUAUACUUAAUUGCGCAGAUUGCUGCCAGAAAUAAGAAGUUGGAAGAAAUACGGAAAAGACGACAACUCAGAUUAAAAAAAAUAUCAUCUGGUAUACACAUUCAAAAUGCGCUAUUGCAUUUUUUAUUUAACAAUAGUAGACCAACCCGUUUGUGGAAACACGAAAGGUACGGUAACUUUUGGGUGCUCGACGUUGCUUGCAGUGACCAACUUUUCAAGGAAAGCUUCAGGAUGAGUACGGAAUCGUUCACAAUUUUGUGUAAUGAGUUAAAAAGCAUUGGCAGACGGAAUACGACAUACAAUCGUAGAUCCUGGACUAGAGAGAAGAGAAAUUGUCGCAGAUCCUUGGCGUUCAUAGCAAAUUGCAUGUUUUAAGAAUAUGUCGGUCGGAAAGGCCACAAAAUACUAUAUAUGUAUAUCACGCUCUUCAAUACUUGUGUCAUUGUGUGGUUUUGAAAGUAGGAGUUCAAAUAUUUAAUCCGAACCAAAUAAAA